Coffea arabica (coffee) is the source of this 1333-nucleotide messenger RNA. RefSeq names its product HVA22-like protein a. NCBI's taxonomy places the organism in Eukaryota, Viridiplantae, Streptophyta, Magnoliopsida, Gentianales, Rubiaceae. The record is from RefSeq and is a predicted model, not a curated record.
GAUUUUUCGGUGCCUCUUUCUUCGUGAAGCAUAAAGAUGUCCUAUGUCCAAGUGCCCAUGUCCUAGAAGAAAUUUCGAGGCUUCUUGGUUGCAAAUUUCAAUCACCUUUCCAUACUUUCUAGAAAAUUGUCCUUUUCUGCAACACUUUCCUUUUCUCUUUCUUUUCUAAUUUUUAGUAUUACUUGUUUGUAUAACACUUUCCUUGACUCAAUGCAAAACACAUUCCUUGGGUUUCUGUCACGCUGUCCUAGAGAAGAAACUGAAGAAAACAGGAAGUGGUUUCUGCUUGUUCUAAAAUCUUGCAGGACCCCGGGAACAAAACAGGCAGAGAUUGCAAUUCUACUCCCAGAAAAAAAAUGGGUAAUUCUGGGAAUAAUCUUCUUGCUGUGAUGGCCAAGAACAUUGAUGUUAUAGCUAUGCCUGUGAUUUCUCUCGUGUAUCCUCUGUACGCUUCUAUUAGGGCCAUAGAGACUAAAUCUCGUGCUGAUGACAGGCAGUGGUUAACUUAUUGGGUUCUUUAUUCUCUAAUUACUCUGUUCGAGCUUACAUUUUUCAAAGUUCUUGAGUGGUUACCCAUUUGGCCCUAUGCGAAACUGAUUGGUAUAUGCUGGCUAGUCCUACCUCAGUUCAACGGAGCAGCUUAUGUUUAUGAGCAUUUCAUUAGACCUUUCUACAGGAAUCCACAAGUUAAGAUCUGGUAUGUACCUCGAAAGAAGGAUGUUUUCAGUAAACCAGAUGAUGUCCUUACUGCUGCAGAAAAAUACAUUGAAGAAAAUGGACCAGAAGCCUUUGAGAGAAUGAUAGCCAGGGCUGAUAGAGAAGCCCGGGCGAGGAGGAGCAACUAUAUGAUCUUUGAAAAUGAUAGAGGAUAUUAUUAACACCCUGUAUUUACUGGUACCGCACCACAAAGUUGGGGUACUUUUUCUGGCUCAGAACCAACUGGGCAGCGAGUAUAUGAUCACUUGACCAUCUUUCGUUGCAUUUUUCUGAUUGCAAAGCUUGUUGAAACUGAGGUUACCUGUAUAUCGAAGUGUGACUAAAGUACUACUAAGGUAUAUGGACGACUUGUCCAUCAGAAUAACUCUUUAUUCUGCUUAAUGAUCUUCGCUACUUCUCCAUCAGCAUUGUUCAACAAGUGCUGCAGCUGCUUGCUUUCAUUGAAAUCAAGCGUCAACAUUGUCAAUGCCAGGGGAGAAGGGAAUAUAAGUGAGAGACUUCGGGUUCGAGUCUUUCCACUUAUACUAAAAAGAAAAAAUUUAUUAAAAAAAAAAGCCUCAACAUUGUCAGUGGAUUAUGUUCUAAAUAGACAGAUUCGUAGGCUAUUGAUUUUUUA